AUGAUGGUUUCCUGACAAACUGUAAUAAAUCCUGAGUUUCAUUUAGAAAUACACCAUUGUAAAUAGCUUUAUUGUGUGAGUUUGUUUGCAAAACAUAGGUUGUACUCAGUUUUUUAAAAACCAUUGGUUAUAGCUAAAAUAAAAAGAAGCAGAGGAAGAAGACAUUUUUUCUUAACUGACAGGGCACAAGGGUUGCUAUGGUUACUAGCUCAUCAAGCUAGCUUGUUAAACGGGCCACCUAAAAUCAGAAAAGAAAAAAAACUUCAGGGUGUUUAGAUAGAAAAAAGGAAGAAAACUAAAUUUGUGCCUAACUUUAGGGAAGGAUCAGAACUGCAUCAAGCCAGCAACAUAAAAAGUCCCAUGUUAUUCAUUGGAAGCAGCCGCAGCAAACGCUCCAGUCUGGACGGAAGUGAUGGUACCGACCAACCCUCCAGAACCCCUCGGGUGUUGGACAGUGAUGGCAAAGAUGUGACUCCUCUGUCUCUGCAUCAAGCAGAGUCAGGAGAAACGCAGGCGAAACCAAGCAAACUGUUUAUGGAGGAAGUCCUCUCCAGUUCUGGCUCAGAAAGCUCCAGCUCAUUGUUUUGCAGUCGAUUUUCCACACUGUCUUUUGAAACAUCACUGACUUCAGCAACUGAGACUUCUUCACCACUCACUUCACUGCCUCAACCCCCAACUCCACAUGAGGUCCCGAGGGAACCAGAUACUGUGACAGAGGAGAUCUUGGAUGAGGUAGUAGACAUCUGCCUGACUGAGACAGACAGCGUUUCAUUGCUAGACAUUCCCAGCACUUUAGUGUCGGAGGAUUCUGAUGAUGCUGAAACAGUUAGAAAGACAAACAUUCAGUACACUGAGCUUUGCAAGAGGCGUCUGUGCAGCGAUAAGUUUGUAGCACAUGCGGCGCAGACAUUUUGGGGAGCACCUAAAGACAAAGAGGUCCAGUGUGACAACAUUGUGAUGGUAGAUGAAGGAACAGUUGCUAAGGUCUGGGACAUCUGGGACUCUUUUCAUAACCAACAUGAAAGCCCAGCCAGUGUAGAGGCCAACUAUCUACUACCAAGUACUGUGGACACCAUCAAAGGUCCAGAGGAGGAUGGAGAGAGAAGUGACUGCCACUCAUUUAGCUCAGAUCCACAGCGGGUUUUGCUGUCAAAAUCACUCCUAUCCAGCCUCGUGAUAAUGGAGCGGAGCAUUCUGACAAACAUCAUUCAUCCUAAGCUGGCUGCUUAUAAAGGCUUGCCCAUACUGAAAGACCCUGACAGUGUGCCAGAAGAUGAGCAAGGCAGCCAGGAGGCUGAGGACCGCCCUCUGACCCCAACACUGGAACCUCUCUGGGAUUUCAGGUGUGAGAUCACCAACGAAUGCAGCGUUACCAGCAUGGUGUGGAACAGGAAGAACCCGGAUCUUGUGGCUGUGAGCUAUGGUGACCUUGACUCCACAAAACACAGGCCAACUUUCAUCUGCUGUUGGUCCCUAAAAAACCCCAUGUGGCCAGAGCGCGUCUUCCAGUGUCACAGCUGUGUGACAUCCCUGGAUUUCUCAGCCAACCGUCCCAGUCAGCUGGCUGUGGGGAUGUUGGACGGCACCGUGGCCGUUUAUGAUGUCCGACGCCCCGACAGCGAGGCGUGUGUGGCCAGCAGCAGCAACUGUUUAAAUAGGCCUCUGCAUCCAGUCUGGCAAGUCAUCUGGACAAAGGCAGAGAUGAGGUUAACAGGAAGGGAGAGGGAGGAAGCCCUGGUGUCUGUGUCAGAGGAUGGCAGGGUCAUUAGGUGGGCCUUCUCCAGCAGCGGUCUAGACAACAUAGACCUGAUGAACUUAGGAAGGCUGAAAGUGAACAUGAGCAGUGAUGUUUUUUCAGCAGUGACUCCAGGUUUCUGCAUUGACUUCCAUCCAAAAAAUUACGGUAUCUACCUGAUUGGCACAGGAAGUGGCCUCAUCUACACGUGUUCCGUGUUCAACUCCAAACAUUGCCUGGAGAUGUACCAGGCGCACACUUCCCCUGUGAACCACAUUGAAUGGUCUCCAUUCAGUCCUGACCUCUUCUUAUGCUGCUCCGCUGACUGGAGCAUUCAGCUGUGGAAGCGGGGACACUUCGCCCCAAUGCUGAGCUUCACAUCCACCCAGAGAGUGGUGCACACUGCUAAGUGGUCCCCAGACUGGCCCACAGUGUUCGCAGCCAUAAAUGAGCAACAGCUGGAGAUCUGGAACCUGGCUUCAGACGUCCUGACCCCAACAAUUGUGCACUAUAACACACCUGGAGCUGCUAUGACGGAGCUGCUGUUCGCCCCGGGGACAGACUGUGCCCUGGUGGGGGGCAGUGAUGGGCAAGUGACUGUCUACAACAUCAAGAACCUCAAUGUGGGACAAAAGAAUCAGGUGGAUGGUCUAGAGGACGUCAUUAGGUCCAGGCUUGUGGUUUGUAGCUCUACACAGGGUGAGCUUCAGACGGACUCUCAUCACAUUUAAGCUUGUGAUAAGACGUAAAAACACAGAGACACUAUUCUUCACCAUUGGGUUUGUUCUAUAAUAUUGUAGUCAAAUAAAAAAACAAAAACUGG
Betta splendens (Siamese fighting fish) is the source of this 2558-nucleotide messenger RNA. RefSeq names its product dynein axonemal intermediate chain 4-like. The transcript has 17 exons. Gene Ontology annotation, cellular component: axonemal dynein complex. The record is from RefSeq and is a predicted model, not a curated record. NCBI's taxonomy places the organism in Eukaryota, Metazoa, Chordata, Actinopteri, Anabantiformes, Osphronemidae. Gene Ontology annotation, molecular function: dynein heavy chain binding; dynein light chain binding. The coding region runs from base 361 to 2466 and encodes 701 amino acids. Gene Ontology annotation, biological process: cilium movement.